Molecule: messenger RNA, 393 nt
Organism: Stylonychia lemnae
Lineage: Eukaryota; Ciliophora; Spirotrichea; Sporadotrichida; Oxytrichidae
Source: the annotation of a GenBank genome assembly
AUGUCAAGUACCCAUUAUUUCUUGAUCUUAGUCUUUGCAAUAACAUUUAUAGCCCUCAUUAACACCUUGAAAAAACAUAAGUACUACGAAUAUUCUACAGGUGACUAUAGCUCUAGGGAAAGAAACACUUAUUUUGCAAACCAAAUCUCGCCCUAGUAAUUUGACAAACAAGCUAGGAAUUAUACUUAAGAAGCGGUUGAUAACUUGCUCAAGAGUCAAGAUUAUCAAUAGAAUAAACAUCGGUUAAAGAGACACAGAGCUGGAACUAAUUGCUUUAGCACAUAUGAUAUAGCUAAUCAAAGUCAAAUGAAUGGAAGAGAUGGAUAUUUAGGCAGCAAAAGCUUUGAUGCGACUAAUCAAAGCAGAGAACAUAAUUUCAGUAAAAUGUAUUGA